Molecule: messenger RNA, 518 nt
Organism: Ceratitis capitata (Mediterranean fruit fly)
Lineage: Eukaryota; Metazoa; Arthropoda; Insecta; Diptera; Tephritidae
Exons: 2
Coding region: 100-387 (95 amino acids)
Cellular component (GO): extracellular region
Molecular function (GO): chitin binding
Source: RefSeq, a predicted model, not a curated record
GCCAAUUUCUAUAAAUAUGCAACUCUGCUACUCCUCCAAGACAGUGGAGAAUUUACUUUAAAUCUCCAGUGUGUUUAAUUUGUAAGAAAUCGAAUCAAAAUGAAGCACUCGACUAUUCUCCUGUUGAUGGCACUCUUCAUCGCCUAUGCAUACGCCAACGACGAGUACUGCGAUCCGGAUAGUGAUGGCAAGCCGAUUUGUCCGGCCAACUCAAAAGGUGAAACUUAUCGCAAUUUCUGGGAUCCGACAAGGUAUUGGAUUUGUGUUAGCGCCGGUGAACCGAUCUCGAAACGUUGUCCAAGCAACACCGGCUACAGUGGCAUCACAAAUAAAUGUAUAUCCUGGAUUGAUUGGGUCUGGGUGCCGCCAUGUGGUUUUGACCAGUAAUAAAAAAUUAUAGAAAGAUGUUAUGGUUGAAAGGUUUUUGUAAUUCUUUACUUUUUAAAAUGUAGUGUAUUAUAUCUGGUUAUAAAUGUGCAUAAAUUGAAAAUAAUAAACUGAGAAUUUUACUCAUAUCA